Priapulus caudatus is the source of this 2468-nucleotide messenger RNA. Its product is annotated as TAF5-like RNA polymerase II p300/CBP-associated factor-associated factor 65 kDa subunit 5L. Gene Ontology annotation, biological process: transcription initiation at RNA polymerase II promoter. Bases 48 to 1805 code for a protein of 585 amino acids. Lineage: Eukaryota; Metazoa; Priapulida; Priapulimorpha; Priapulimorphida; Priapulidae. The record is from RefSeq and is a predicted model, not a curated record. The transcript is spliced from 16 exons. Gene Ontology annotation, cellular component: transcription factor TFIID complex. Gene Ontology annotation, molecular function: protein binding; RNA polymerase II general transcription initiation factor activity.
CACAAACAUGGCAAGAUGCGGCAGCAGUAAAUUAUGAAGAUACAACAAUGAAAAGAAUUAGGAAAGACGAAAUUCAGUCGACAGUUAUGUAUUACCUGAGGAAAAGACAAUUUAUAGCGAAAGAUGUCGAAAGUUUGGGGAGAAAAGAUCUGAAGACGAGGCAAUCGAUGACAGAACUUGCCGUUCAUGGCUCGGUGGCAUGCGAGUCUGGGGAGACAAGCGUGGUGUGCUACAGUAGUGUUAGCGGAGAUGCGACGCAAUGUGACCAGCAGUUCUCCAGAUUAAAGCAUUUCAUCGGUGAUGCAGUGGAGCCGUUUCGUUCUGAGUUGGUGGACGUCCUCUACCCAAUGUUUGUGCACAUAUACUUGGAGUUAAUAGGAAACGGACAAAAAAUUCCAGCACAAAAAUUCUAUAGUCGACACCAUGGGCUGUUCACGGAAGAGGAGUCGUGUAAGCCUACCAUCAGUGCCCUCUCUCAAGUGCUCACCAGCUACGAUGUGAACAAACACGAAACCGUGAAGGCCUUUAAACGGAACAAGUACAAGGUCACCCUCUCUGAUGACGCAUUAGAGUACUUGUUGAGAUAUCUCAAGAGUGAAGACAAUACGUUAUUGCUGCAGAUUUUCAACCUUCACAUUCAGAUCAAAGUUUCACAGUCAACGAUGGAGGAGCAUGUUCCAAACUGUGAUCUUCCCCCAUUAGGUCCCGAUGCAAGACACCAGCUCUCACCGCCGCCGGUCGCAGAUACAGGUGGCAGCACAAGCAAGUCAUCGCUGCAGGCACUCGAGCAGUCCAUACAGCAGGUGCGGGAUGGCCCGCCCUGUAUGCCGUCUGUCUGUCUCUACACCUUCCAUGCUACUGCUAACAGUCUUAGCACGGCUUCCCUCUCACCUGAUCUCUCGAUGCUUGCCGGAGGAUUCGAAGACUCUUCCAUAAAGGUGUGGAGCCUCAGUCCGAGGAAGUUCCACCGGAAUCCAACCGAUGUGCAGAGAAUCCGGCUGGCUUGCGACAUUCCCGAUCCGGAACCGGAAGAGAACAGGGCCGACAACGUGACACUCAGGGGGCACUCUGGCUCCGUGUAUGAUGCUCAGUUCACACAUGAUUCCAAACAUCUACUCAGCAUUUCUGAGGACACAUCAGUGAGAUUAUGGGACAUGAACACAUUUAUCAAUACGGUUGUGUACAGAGCUCAUGAUUAUCCUAUUUGGUCAUUAGAUAUAAGUCCACUCAGCAUAUAUUUUGUUACUGGUUCCAAAGACGCGACAGCGAGGUUAUGGAGCUUUGAUCGGACGUAUCCCCUCAGGGUAUUUGCUGGACACAACUCCGAUGUAGACUGCGUGAAAUUUCAUCCAAAUUCCAACUACAUUGCUACUGCGUCUGUGGACAGGACGGUGCGACUGUGGAAUGUACAGGAUGCAAAACUGGCGAGGGUUCUGCGUGGGCACCAGGGGUCGGUGUUUGCACUUGCAUUUAGUCCGGAUGGACAUUACCUUGCUUCUGCGGGCGAAGACCGGAGAAUUCGCAUUUGGGAUGUUGCCGCUGGUACUCUGUAUAAAGAACUGAAGGGUCAUACAGACUCUGUCUACAGUCUCUGCUUCAACAAGCUCGGAUCUAUGCUUGCAUCAGGUGGAAUGGAUAAUGUUACCAGAAUUUGGGAUGUCAGAAUGACAACCAUAAACACUGUGCCAACAGAAGGCUACUCGUCGGCAGAGAUGAUCGGUGCUUUUCCGUCCAAGUCCUCCAACAUUCUGCACAUGCGCUAUUCCACCUACAACCUGCUGACUGCCGUGGCCGUCUACUCGUGACGGCAGGGGGGCCGCCGGUGCUCAAGGUAUAGAGAGCGUGCAAGCCAUCAUUGCCACGAAGCAGCUAAGCACUAUGCACGGACGAUAAGCGAUGCUUCAGCUGCGGGAAGCCUUCGAAAAAUCUCCGUGAUUGCAUCGGAGUACCCAAUCGGAUGUUCAGAAUGGUGCGUUGACGUUUGGUGCGUUCAGCUUUCAACGACUUUCGGCGUGUCACGUUUGUAUGUUGAUAAAAAUGUCCAUGCUCUGCCUUCGGUUGCAGUCUACCUAAGCAGUGUCCAAGGCAACGAACAUUUAAAUCAUGGACUGGUGUUAUAGCCGCAGGAACUAAGUUUUCGUGUGAUGAAAAUCGAUGAGUCUAGUACAUGGCUGGCUGAUAUAUUAGGUAUUACUGAAUGCUGACCACGGCAGUCUCUUUGUACAGAGAUGUGUAAUUAUUUCAAGAUUACUGUGGACAGGUGUAGAUCUGUUUCAACUGGUACCACCAGCAGCGUCUCCUGUUACCCCGAAAGUGCGAGUUGUGAUAGACCUAUAAAAACUUUCGUAUAUAUAAACGUCAAGUACCUUCAAGUUGCUAUGACUGCACAAAGAAAACUAUUUUGUACUGAACCCUGUUAUAGUUGUUUUGUAAAUAUAUUGUUAUAUAUGCUUAUAAUAAUGAUUAUA